Messenger RNA from Rotaria sp. Silwood1, 2316 nucleotides. NCBI's taxonomy places the organism in Eukaryota, Metazoa, Rotifera, Eurotatoria, Philodinida, Philodinidae. The record is from the annotation of a GenBank genome assembly.
AUGUUUGACUAUCGUCAUGAAAUUGAAAAUGAAAAAUUAUCUUCACAAUUAGAAGAAAGAGCUACAGAUAAUAAUACUCAUCAGUCAGAUUUGAAACAGCAAUCAUCUGUGACAAAUAGAAUGAUUCGUAAUGGUACUCCUUCAUCAUCAAUGCCAAAACUUUUACUAAAACGUUCUUCGAUCAAACAAAAUUCUGCUACUUCACAAAUAAAGAAACCAAAUGCAGCAUCAUCUAUUACAGAUAUUAGUACAUCUUCAAGUAAUACGGGUACUAUCGAUCAUUUGCAAAGUACACAUUCAAUAAUAAGUGAUCAAGAAGAAGUUAUAUCAUUAAAAACAACAAAUAAAACAAAGAAUUCUAACAAUGAAUUUAUAUCAAAAGUUGAUUCUACUUCUAAACAUAUCAUAUUAAGAAAAAAAACACCACAAUCAUCACAAAAUCAAUCAUUGAUAUCUUUAAAUCGAAAACAACAUAAUAUCGAAAUAUCAAAGAAAAAAUUUACAAAUAAUAGUUUAUUAACAAAUUCAGAAUUAGCAUAUGAUACUGAACAAGGAUCUGAUGUAUGGAUGAAUAGUCAUGAAGAUAUUACUCAAAGUAUUAAUGACCAAAAUGAAAAAAAAUCAAAGAUUCAUAAACGACAACAAAAAAAACAAAAUAAAAAUCGAAUAAUUGAUGGUUCAAAAUUUAUGCCUUUGAACUUAAAAGCACGUAGUGAUCAUCAAGCUCAUACUGUAGAUUCUUCAAGAUUACCAAGUAUUGAACAAUCAUGUGGUGAACGUGAUCUAAAAAAAUUAUCAAAUGACCUUUCACGUCGUCCAAUUAUUCGUCUUCCAAUAACACAAAUAGAAAAAUUUGAAUGUGGAACUAUUGGACCUCAUCUUCAUCCUUCUUCAAUUGCUCGUCAAUUAUUUUAUUUACCAUCAAUUCAUAAUCGUCAUCAUUUAUCAUCUCAAAUUUAUGAAACAACUGAAUCACUGACGGAUCAAUUUUAUUCGUUUAUGUCAUCAAAAAAUAUUGAUGAUAAGCAAGCAUUUGAAUCAAUACUCAAUUGGCAACAACAACAAUCACAACAUCCAAUAUCAAAGACUGAACAGAGUAAAUGUCAACAGGUAUACUUAUUAGAUACAUCAACAAGCAAUACAAUUCGUGGUAGACAAUAUCCUAUCUUAACUGAUGAAAUCGAUAUGAUUGAUGAUCCAAAUGCAUGUACUAUUGUUAAUAAAUGGGCUUUUGCUGAUUUAGUCAAUGCUGAACGAGAAAAAUUUAUUCAAGAAUCAACAAAUAAAAUUACGAAAUCAAAAAAACGAUCAUAUCUAAAUAAUAAUAUUAAAAUAUGUUUACGAAAACGACCAUUAACACAAUUUGAACAAGAUGUAUUUAAAGAAGUUGAUAUUAUAAGUAUUGUUGAUUCACAAACAAUAUUUCUUCAUAUACCAUCAAUAACUAUUGAUAAUCAAGUAUUCAUUAAAAAUCGAAAAUUUAAAUGUGAUCAAACAUUUGAUGAACAUUGUCAAAUAAGCACUAUUUAUAAUUCAACUCUUGCACCAUUACUUGAUCUAACAAUUGAUGGUAGCAAUUGUUUAUGUUUAAUUGGUGGUGGAAAAUAUUCGGGUAAAAAUUAUCUUCUUCAUUCAUUAAUUGAUUUAUUUGCAUUUGAUCUAAUUCGUCUUUUAUCAUCAUAUGAUAUCUAUAUUAAAUUACUUGGUAUAUGUCAUAAUCGAAUGAUUGAUCUUUUACAAAAUUAUUCACCAAUACGUAUUAUUAAAUCUAUGGAUUGGACAUUAAUACCAAAUGAUGUAUUUCAUUUAAAAAAUGAUAAUGAUAUUGAUUAUAUAACAUGUCAAAUAAAAAAACGUCGUCGUUUUAUUCAUCAAUUAAUACAAAUUAAUUUUCAUGAAAAAGAACAAUCGAUAAUGAUCGGUUCAUUGAUGAUUGUUGUUUUAGCUUCAUCUCAAUAUGUUUAUACAAAAGAUUUAUGCUCACAUAGAAAAAAAUUUUUAAUUAAUUCAUUAAAUAAAACAAUUUUAUCAUUUAAAAGAGCAUUACUUGGUAUUCGACAAAAUCCAGAUCGAGUUCGAGCAGCAUUUAACAAUGAUAUUUUAACUCGAUUGAUUGAACCAUAUGUAUUUCAUGAUCAAUCAAAUAUUUGUUAUAUAGGUACACUUAAUCCAGGUCAUCGACAUCGUAUUGCAACAAAAUCUACAAUUGAAUUUGCUCGAAAUCUUCGUUUUUGUUUGAAACGUAUUAAUAAACAACGUCGAAAACGAAAAGAAUUAUCUCGAAUAAAUACUAAUAAUAAUGAUAAUACAUUUUAA